Molecule: messenger RNA, 1203 nt
Organism: Bacidia gigantensis
Lineage: Eukaryota; Fungi; Ascomycota; Lecanoromycetes; Lecanorales; Ramalinaceae
Exons: 1
Coding region: 1-1203 (400 amino acids)
Source: RefSeq, a predicted model, not a curated record
AUGCCCGCCCUGGAGCUUUCUGACGACUAUGUAGCGCAAGCUCUUACCCGAGAUGCGAAAGCGAGCUCCUCAAAGUAUGUACUACAUGGAUUUGGUGAAUCAUUACCAAAAAGGCCUACGAACAAUGCACCAAAGCCAAACACCAGAUUCCUUAAAAAUAUCAUAAAGGAGACUGAUAGUCAUAAUGCCGCUUUGCGAGCGAAAGAGGUUAGGGACUCUCAAAUACGAUUCGGUCUCUUGAAAGUAGAAAAGAAAGAAAGAAAAGCAAUUGAUGCACCCGAGAUUCAGAGUCCGGACAGAGAUUCUCAUCGCUCGAAGCGUAGGCGAUUCGAUGAGCAUGCCGAACUAGAAAGAAGGCGCCAACGCAAUCAUAGACGAAGUGAUUCAGAAGAUCCUUCGCGUCCCGAUAGGCAUGAACUCAACGCCCGUCGAAGGCAUAGAGAAGGAAAGUACGAGCGUAAAAGCCAUGACGAGUCCCAGAGUCGGGUACGACAUCACCAUCCUCGUCGGAGACAGAGCCGGAGUCCUAGAAGGAAUCCAAAUAGGUGCUUGAACAGAUCACGCUCGAGAUCACCACACCCCAAGGGAUACGAGAGUCGCAGAAACCAUCACCGUGCUCGUCGAAGAGACCGAUCAGCGAGCUCAGAUUCCCACAGAUAUGCAAGUCACAAAAGCAAACGACGAGAGCGCGGCAGGUCCCCUACAUCUGCAAGAGACAGGAAAGAAGUAAACAGCGCUACUCUUGAUCCUCCAACCCAGUCGCAUGCGCCGGGUUCGGAGUCAGAUCCUCUCGAAUCUAUCAUUGGCCCCCCACCGCCGCCUCCGGAACCAAGGAUCACAACUCGAGGCCGGGGAGUGGCGUCCAGCUCUGGCAUAGACAGUCACUUCUCGAACAAUUACGACCCCGCAAUUGACACACACCUUGAUCCAGAGGUUGAGACGGAUGACUGGGAUCAGGCGCUGGAAGCUUUGCGGGACCGGCAGAAAUGGCAGCAGCAAGGAGCCGACAGGCUGAGAGCUGCAGGGUUCUCAGAGACUGAAGUAUCCAAGUGGGCUAGUAAAGCAAAGGGCACGAGCACAGAAGGGGAUGAGGCGGACGUUCGUUGGAGGGGCAAGGGAGAGAGACGAGAGUGGGACAGGGGAAAGAUUGUGACCUCGGAGGGUGCGAUCGCUACCGAGGCUGAAUGGGGGAGGCUGACAUAG